Pichia membranifaciens NRRL Y-2026 is the source of this 384-nucleotide messenger RNA. RefSeq lists its product as hypothetical. Gene Ontology annotation, biological process: protein ubiquitination; ubiquitin-dependent protein catabolic process. Gene Ontology annotation, cellular component: cullin-RING ubiquitin ligase complex; nucleus. The coding region runs from base 1 to 384 and encodes 127 amino acids. Gene Ontology annotation, molecular function: ubiquitin protein ligase activity; zinc ion binding; cullin family protein binding. The record is from RefSeq and is a predicted model, not a curated record. The transcript has a single exon. NCBI's taxonomy places the organism in Eukaryota, Fungi, Ascomycota, Pichiomycetes, Pichiales, Pichiaceae.
AUGGAUAUUGAGAAUGAAAAUGAAAAUGAUAGCCAAAGUGAAGUCAUAGGUGAACUCCCUGAGGGAAAAAAAAUAGACGAAAACAAGAGUAAUUCAAAGAAAAAGAGAUUUGAAAUCAAAAGAUGGACCGCAGUUGCAUUCUGGUCGUGGGACCAGACCAAUGAAACAUGUGCUAUUUGCCGAAACCACUUGAUGGAACCAUGCAUUGAGUGUCAAGGUAAAAAUGAGGAUCAUGGAGUAGGGACUCACAUCGAAUGCCCAAGAGCUAUUGGUCGCUGUAAUCACAGCUUUCACUUGCACUGCAUCUCAACAUGGAUUCAAACGAGAAACUCCUGUCCAUUAGACAGUGCCGAAUGGUCUUUGAAAGAGGUGGUAAAUAACUGA